Messenger RNA from Daldinia childiae, 987 nucleotides. Its product is annotated as putative catalase protein. The transcript has 2 exons. Gene Ontology annotation, molecular function: heme binding. Bases 1 to 987 code for a protein of 328 amino acids. Lineage: Eukaryota; Fungi; Ascomycota; Sordariomycetes; Xylariales; Hypoxylaceae. The record is from RefSeq and is a predicted model, not a curated record.
AUGGCUUCGAGCCAAUGGGUAAAUUUAGCAAGUAGGAAGUAUGUCUCUUGGGAGGCUGCGGGCGUGGAGAGGAUUCCACCUGGGGAAGAGGAGGAUAUGAGAGCCGUGAUCGCGCAGAUCAGCGAGAUGCAACGGCGCCAGUAUAACAAGGCACGGCAUUGUUACGGCGGUACUCACGCUAGAACGCAAGGCAUUGUCAAGGGAAAGCUUGUCGUACCAGGAGAUCUACCCAAACAUCUCAAGCAGUCCGAGCUCUUUAGGGAAGCCGGAGAAUAUCCCGUGGCAUGCCGCUAUAGCUCAGAACCAGGCGAUCCAGGUCUUGACGCAGGUGUUUCUAAACGUUUUGCUAUGAAGAUCUUCAAUGUAAAAGGGGAGAUGUUUGACGCCGGUCGAGACUAUUCGACCCAAGAUAUUGAGUUUAACAGCACGCCAGCUAUCGAGCUCGCCGACGCCAAAACUACUAGAGAGGUUUUGGGUAUUCGUCUAAUGUACGAUCACGACAAAGCGGAGAUGUAUAAGCGCUUAAAAGAGCGGCCAGACUAUGAGCUUCAGGUCUCGCGGGACAAGGCUCCAAACACGCAUCUCGAGUCGAUGAGAUGGUAUUCGCAAACCGCAUAUCGCUUUGGCGACUACAUUAUGAAAUAUCGGCUCGUCCCGUCCACAGAAACGCAAACAAAGCUGGCCGAGAAAACAGUGAAGCCAGAAGACGCCGAGGAUAUCUUACACCGAUGGUUGCAAAACUUCCAUUAUAAUUACGACGCCGAGUUCUUGUUCCAAGUGCAACUUGUUGAGAACUUGAGCGAACAGCCUGUCGAGUAUGCAGGCGUCGCAUGGGAUGAGAAGAAAUAUCCCUGGCAACCAGUUGCUGAACUCAUCAUUCCUAAACAGGAAAGUUUCAGCUACGCGAGAAAGUCGUUCUGGGAGGAUCACAUGAGGCUUGAUCCGGUGGGUACUACACAAUAUCCUCGUCUUUGCCGUCAAAAGUAA